This is a messenger RNA of Hypanus sabinus (Atlantic stingray), 840 nucleotides long. Its product is annotated as voltage-dependent calcium channel gamma-5 subunit. Gene Ontology annotation, molecular function: voltage-gated calcium channel activity; channel regulator activity. Gene Ontology annotation, biological process: neurotransmitter receptor internalization; calcium ion transport; transmission of nerve impulse. NCBI's taxonomy places the organism in Eukaryota, Metazoa, Chordata, Chondrichthyes, Myliobatiformes, Dasyatidae. Bases 1 to 840 code for a protein of 279 amino acids. The record is from RefSeq and is a predicted model, not a curated record. Gene Ontology annotation, cellular component: postsynaptic density membrane; AMPA glutamate receptor complex. The transcript has 5 exons.
AUGUUGUGCGGUAAGACAUCGUGCGGCAGGAAAGCACUGACACUUCUGAGCAGUGUGUUUGCCGUGUGUGGCCUGGGCCUCCUUGGGGUUGCCGUUAGCACAGACUACUGGUUAUACCUUGAGGAAGGAGUCAUUUCCCCCCAAAACAUGACAACAGAAGUCAAGAUGUCUCUGCACUCUGGCCUGUGGAGAGUCUGCUUUCUAGCAGGAAAGGAGCGCGGUCACUGCUUUACCAUCGAGUACGUGAUGCCGAUGAAUGUGGAGCUGACCUCAGAAUCUACCAUCAGUAUUCUCAAAAUGAUUCGGUCAUCCACCCCUUUCCCACUGGUCAGCCUGUUUUUCAUGUUUAUUGGCUUUGUAAUGAAUAACAUUGGACAUAUCAGACCUCACAGGACGAUCUUGGCAUUUGUAUCAGGAAUCUUCUUUAUCCUUUCAGGUCUGUCGCUGGUUGUUGGACUCGUUUUGUACAUAUCCAACAUCAAUGAUGAGAUGUUGAACAGAACUCCGGACUCAGAAACCUACUUCCACUACAAGUACGGAUGGUCCUUUGCCUUCUCAGCAAUAUCAUUCCUGCUGACUGAGAGUGCUGGAGUAAUGUCAGUCUACCUUUUCAUGAAGAGAUACACUGCUGAAGAGAUUUACAGACCUCACCCAAGCUUCUACAGACCAAGACUGAGUAACUGCUCGGACUACUCAGGCCAGUUCCUUCACCCAGACGGCUGGCCUCGCGGGCGCAGCCCCUCUGACAUUUCCAGCGAAGCCUCCUUGCAGAUGAACGCCAGCUACCCAGCACUUCUCAAGUGCCCGGAUUAUGACCAGAUGUCCUCUUCACCCUGCUGA